UCGUCGUAGGGGUUGGUUGUAGCGCCCGCCUCCUUCCACCUCGGGUUCGUGUGUCUGCAGCUGUACGCCGGACUCCGAUUUGUAUUUCGUCUUAUCUAUUUAUCUAUUUGUUUUUAUUUAUUUAUUUAUUCUAUAUCAGUGAUUCUGUUUUGGAGGAAAGAAAUUCGUCGAUGUUUUCAAGCAUCGGACUUUACUAGCAGAGUGAAAAGAAUGCGUUUAUAGAUGUAAAGUUUGUUUCUGAAGAAAAUGCCCCCAAGAGAAAAGGCAAAAUCAAGGAGUGCCAAUCCCUGAAUGAACUGUGCAGGUACACGCAGUCGUAAAUACACACGGCCGUGCACGUGAGAGACAAGAAGCACGGAGUGAAGCAUGCCAAAGCCCGUGCACGUGGUAGCAGCAGCGUCGAGUAGACUCCCGUGACCCAAAAGGCUUACAUACACACCGUACAGAAGAGCCAAGCAGGUAUACGAGUACACAUUUGUGCAACGCAGGCUCCACGACCCGGCCAGAACGAGGCCAUGGGAUAUCGGUGAUAGCACUGUGACUCUAAUAACAGUGGAGAAGGAGGCUUCAGUAGUUUCAAGGGCGACACGAAAGAGAGACCACCAUCUCGUUCCAAACAAGCUCUACCCUGCUGUGAAGAAGUUGCAAGAGACAAGUGUGAAAUAUACAAAAAGAUUUUCAACCAAAGCCCGGUUCGUGUGAAGGAUCGAAAAAGAAGUUUAUACUGUGUUGUGUUGAUGACGUUAAGUGUACAAAGGAAAUAGAAAAAAACACAAUAAACGAAGAGCAUAAAUACACUUGCAGAUUACCAGGAAUACAAACCAAAGCAAAUGGAAAGUAUUAAUGAAGAAAGAAAGGAAAGGCAAAUGUCAGUGCUAGACUUUUGAAAGGUCAGAACUGAUACCUCGUUAUGACGAAUUAAGACACAGAAAAAAAAAACUGACAAUGAAAUAAAAAAAUGAAUAAUGUUUCAUCUCGUGUAUUCCUAGCUUCAUGUGACGCAUGUGAACCUAGGCAGUCUUUUGACCUUGUUAUCGAUAAGAAGCAGAGGUGACGACAAGUACUAUGGUGUUAUUCAGAAAACUUUGUUAUCACUGUUAUCUAAAAUCAGAAACUGGUAUUUAAUCCGUCAUAAUAACACACCUUAUUCCUAAAUGUGUGCUGCUAAGUGAUCUUUAUUGUUGAUUUAUUUGUUGAUAAAUACAUACUUUAUAUCCUGUAUCGCAUCCGUAAGUGUGUACGAUGAACAAGAAAAGAGGUUUGGCUAAUAUGACGGCAGCAACACCUCAGUAAUGGAAGCCACACUGACAACAAGAUGCCUCCAGACAGCUCUCUCCUCGUCACCGCCAUCCGCUGUCACUUCCCAACAGACACUCGCAGAUCAGAAGCCUUCCCAGGAGCUCUCUCCCGAUUCGGGGAACGGAGAAGACCUGGACGAGUUUGAUCCUCUGAAGGCCUCCCCGAAAUGCUCUGACACGAAGAACGAAAGCGACCAGGAAGCGCUGAGGAGCCUUAGUAACUCGACCAUCUCCCCGUUCGACUGUUUCGACAAGGGCAGAGAUAUGACAGCAGUGGAAUCGUCGGAGGCCAACCAGCUAAGUGUCGAGAAGGACGGUUCGCCGGAGAGCGAGUCAGGAAGACAAGUAAUUAUAGCUAGUCACAAAGAUAAACCAAAGGAAAGUGAAAGAAAGGAACAGCUCACAACACUCAGUGAGAAAGAAGUGAAUUUGAUAUCACUGGAGGAAAAGCCUCAAGUCUCCCUAAUUUCAGCAAACCUCGGUGCACAAAAUACACCUAAAGAGAGUAUUGUACAUUAUUCAGAUGCUUUUAACAAUAAAGUGCUUAAUUCCUCCAUCCUCGCUACAUGUGGUUCCUCCCUCCCAUGUGGACCAUUUUCUAGAUCUUGUACACCUAUAAGAAAGAACCAACAGCACCAAGAAAUGAGUGGGCCCUUCAGUCUCCCUGAAGGAAAAGAGGCAUUACGUGAUGGUGUAUUUAAAACUCUACCAUAUCAGCUAAACUGUGAUAAAUCAAAAAGAGGACCCUUCAGUAUCCAAAGCCUUGAAACAGCACAGGAACCUACAACAUGUACAAACCUUUACUAUCCUGAGUAUUAUAGUAAUUAUCGUAGUCGUCUCGUAAGGAGGUAUACAAAUCCAGAGGUUGUGAGGACACAGCCUAUGUCAGGGGGCCUUCUAACCACGUCUUGUGAGCUUAUAACAUCUCCGCCGGGACAGUGCGCAUGUGUCAACCCUGGUACAAGCCAUGCCUGUGCAGCCAGACCCACACAUAAAUUGUCUCCAGGUGUUCUCAACCCAGUCUUUGACCAAGGAAGUUGUGAAACUCGUGUUACUUUUGCCUCUAUGCCUUCUACGCCAAGAAAAUUUUCUCUCGAUCUAAAUUAUAUUCCAAGGGAUUUCAGCUUACCUGAAUUUCCUCAAACAGCCGUAUCCUCUGUCAUUCCCAUCCAUCUAAAGGAGGGAACUCAACUUGUCUCCCUUGAUUCAGCCAAGCCUGAGUAUCAGUGCCUCUCGUCGCAGCCUUCUCCGCCUAUUGUCUCUUCGUCUGAGGAACAGAGCAAUCACUGCCAUCAAAACACAGACACAAAUUCUUCUGCAAUGUCCCAGGGAGUAUCAGAAUCUUCCUAUGGUGUAACUACAAACAGCUCAGCUUCUGGUACGGGUUUAGAAUCCUUAGCCUACAAAGACCUGGGCAGAGACCUCCCCAGCCUUAAUGCUAUGGCAAAGGUGCUAGGAACGGUGAGGAGCAGUGUGAAACCUCCUGUUCUCACCUCACCAGACUGGUUUAGUUUCUUAACUCCUUCCCAGGAAUCUUACACUCAAAAACUCUUCACUCCUGGGGAUCUGCAAGACGAACUCAUGUACCCUGCACCAUAUGGGAUCUCUUCAGAAGUCUAUCAAAAUAUCAACGCUCAGGAAGCUGACUUUGUCCUCCUUAAACCUAGUAGGAAGCCUAGAACGGAACCUUUGCCUCCACUUUCAAAGGCAGACACAGCACCCACGGUGUGCAUACAGGACAGUGAUUCUAAAACAUCAAAUGCAAUAAAGACUACAGACGUGAGCUCAUCAUCACAGUCCACAACACAGUGUGAAACCACCAGCAUGCAGAGUAAAAUCACUACUACCUUGAGUUCUGAAACCAAAAAAUCUGAGAGUCCUGUGGGUUUAAUUGAACCUUUGGCGACAGAGGAUGAGGAGGCACUGAAGGAAGGUGCACAAGAGAGUAGAAAAUUAAGCUUAAGUGAGAGGAGGAAAACCAGCCUCGAAAAAAUAUACAUACCCAGAGCAGUGGAACCAGUUUCUGUCUUGGAUGUAAAGAUUGAUAACUUUGAUAGAGAUGAGUAUGUGUCAUACAAGAAGACUCUAGGUGAAAAUGAUGUACUCAUACCUGACUGUCCUCUCCUUCCUUGUAAUUCAAUGCUUACAGACCUCUCUAAGAUUGCCAAAACGAGAAGAAACUCCAAAGGAAACGGUAACAAGAGCACUGAUUCCGAAAGGUCAAGAAAAUUACCAAUCAUAACAGAUCACGUAAUGGAGACAAACCUUGAAAAUCUUAGCAAAACCCUUGAGCAAAAGACUCCCUCGAGGAAACAAAGCAUACCAAAGAAUGAAUCCACGCAAAAGGACGAUGAGAAUGUUAAAAAUAAUUUGAAAACAACAAAAGACAAGGGACAGGACCAGCCAUCACGGGAAAAUGUAAAGAAUACCGAGAAAUUAACAAAUAUUAAAGACAAUAAUAAUUAUAUCAACAACAAUAAAAAGUCUCAGAAGAACAUGGCAUCCCCUGUGACUUCACCCACGCUAGAAGACCCAUUUUUCCUUCAAGAUCAAGCACUAUCAAAGAGACCGAAUGCUCUACGUAAGCAGUCCCUUCCGACGGAGGAACUGUUUGGAGCAAGGCGCCCAAGAGUCAACAGGAGAUCUAGUCUUAACCCCUCGUCAGAUUUUCUACAGCCUGGAAGGGCCGCUUGCAGAGGUUCCUUCCCCGCGGUCCGAGAGACGGAAGAACACAAUUUCCUGUUUGAGGAUGAUACUCCCAGGAGAAAAUUGUGGCACCGACGACAUGUCCUGAACGCCCGCAACGGAGAGGACUACUUUGUCCCUCCGUCAGAAAAGAAGGAGGGAAGCCCUGAGCGUCCGGGGAGAGGGAGAAGCAAAACUGGGCAGCGGAAGAGGGACAAGCUCUUCAUCAACCGAAAACCCGAGUGGAAAAGUUACUGCGAGAACUCGAUCACAAUCAAAACCAGUGCCAAAAGAAGUGACGGUCAAUCGAAUGGCAUGAGGAAGGUGGACACAAAUGCCGCAAAAUCUGAAGGGUUUGGCAAAUUCUCGGCCUCGUCCCGCCAUCGCGAUCUCUCCACCAACAGUGACGACAGCUCUGACUCCCCUGGCAAGGACUACACAGGUCUCGACGACAGGGAGGGCUGCAGUACAAGGACCCAGAGGAAGCCCAAAACCCACAAAUCACCCAGAAAGGGCCGACGUCAACCACGAGAAGGCCACGUCAACCCCAUGGCAAAGCUCAGUCCCCUAGGCUUUGAGUCGAAAGGAGACCUCUUUGCGAAUAAAGGCUGCGCUCUAGAAGGAGAUGUGAUCACGGAGGGCGUCCCGUUGGUGCCCUACGAACCCCUGGUGGAAAACGUUACUCCUACGUCGCCAGGAGCCUCGGGCACUUACUCAGACGCUCCACCUCCUCACACAGGUGCAACAAGAAAGCAGCAGCGAGGAACGGCGAAGAGGCGACACUCGCGAAGACCAGAGAGGCCGAAGGGAGCCUCCUCUACCUCCUCCUCGUCCUCGUCCUCAUCGUCAUCAAGGUCGUCCUCGUCGUCCUCCUCGCGGGCCUCAUCAUCCGGGGACUCGAGGUCGUCGCUCUCCUCCUCGUCCGAAUCGUCUGAAUCGUCUGAAUCCUCGUCGGAGUCAGAGUCAACAUCGUCUUCCUCGUCGGAUUCCUCUGAUAUUGAAGAUCUCAUUCUUUAACGUUUGGCCUUAAGUGAAAAAU
This is a messenger RNA of Penaeus monodon (black tiger shrimp), 5022 nucleotides long. RefSeq lists its product as uncharacterized. The coding region runs from base 1293 to 5000 and encodes 1235 amino acids. The record is from RefSeq and is a predicted model, not a curated record. The transcript has 4 exons. NCBI's taxonomy places the organism in Eukaryota, Metazoa, Arthropoda, Malacostraca, Decapoda, Penaeidae.